GCGAUUAUUACGCCCGUUACACGUCGUGUAAAAUCAAAGCCUCUUAGAGGAAAUGACAACGGGCUAUCAUUUUGAGGGGAAACGAAUCUUUAAAAAAGAAACUGAACGACGUUAACAUCUCGGUUCAUAACUUGUUUUUUUGUACACAAGACUAUGAACUCGUCUCUGACCUCCGCCGGUGCCGCUCGCUGUCGAGGCUGUCUCCAUUCUGCCCAUAUUCAGGGUUUAUAAUCGGUGGACUUUUGAAAUAGACCUCCAAAAGAGCGCUCUGUGCGCACAACCCUGGAUGGUCAGAACACACCCCCCCGAAGGAUCCUCCAAUCAUCCCCCGCUUGCUUCAGCUGGGCUGCCAAUCCUGUCCACGCAGCCAGGGCGGUAUGGCGACGCAGCGAAGGGAGCUAGACGCCUCUUUUUUUUUUUUACGUUAACAGACAGAGAAGAGCUGUUAAUUGCGCAGCGUCGGAGGAAGCGCACGCAGAAGCUACUAUAGCAAAUAAGUGAAGUUUGUCAGACGCGGGGUUUCGUUUUGUUUUGUUGAGGGGUUAUUUUUGUUGUUUUUUUUCUGUCCCCCCUCUCAGUUGAACGUCAUUUUCUUUUUUGUCUUUGGCACGGCUCCAAGUUGUACGUACAUUAGGAGCACAAGUUUCUCCCGUCCUCUUUUCCUCCCAAUGGACAGGCAUUUGGAGACGGUUGGCGCACCGACUAUGGGAUUAAUUUUGUAAUGUGGAUUGCCAUUGCAUCUCAAGAAAAUAAAGGUCUGUUGCAGAACAAUGUGAGAGGAUAUGCGUCCUGGGUCCUUGCGUUUUUGGAUAUCUUGAAGGUGAUUGGCAACAGUUGAAAGGAAGACGUUAUGAGCGACGGGUUUUCACUCAGGUGUCACGCCUGCUCAAACCGUGGGACCAAUAUGGAUUUGCCUUUACAACCCCCUGUCCCUUAUUUAGAGAAGUUUUAGCGGUUUCACUUUUGUUGUUGAUGUUGUUGUCGUUGUUGUCGUUGCAAACUUUGUGCUGUGCAAGAAAUCGCCACAUUGGCCCGUUGGAUUUUAAAUCGUCAUCUGCCUUUGGAUUGACAACCAUGAGCAGUUGGACUCUGUUGUUUUUGACGCUGUCAGCUGUCAAGAGUGCCCACAUACCUAGGGAGGGAGGAAGAGGUCCACAUGACGUAAUCCCCUUUAUGGAGGUGUAUAACAAGAGUCUGUGUCGGCCUCGGGAGCUGCUGGUGGAGAUUCUCCAGGAGUACCCGGAGGAGGUGGAGCACAUCUAUAUACCUUCCUGUGUGGUGCUGACGCGCUGCGCCGGCUGCUGCAAUGAUGAGAUGCUGCAGUGCACGCCGACCUCCAGCCAUAACAUCACAAUGGAGAUUAAAAGAAUAAAACCCCAAAGGCAACAAAAUGAUAUAUUCAUGAGUUUUACAGAACACAGCGCAUGUGAAUGCAGGCCAAAGAAAGAAGUGAAAGAGCAGAAAGAAAAAAAACCUCGGAAAGGAAAGGGUAAAGGCCAAAAGAGAAAACGAAAGAAAAACCGUGACAAAAAGAGUCGUGAUGCUGUGUGUGAGCCAUGUUGUGAUCAUUGCUCAGAGAGGAGGAGGCGCCUAUUUGUUCAGGACCCUGUAACCUGCCAAUGCUCCUGCAAACACACAGACGAGCAUUGCAAAGAACGCCAACUAGAGCUCAAUGAAAGGACCUGCAAAUGUGACAACCCCAGAAGAUGAGAGCCGGGAGCACCAGAUGUACAUGAUGAAGGAACUUUUUCGAGAUAUCUCACAGCACAGCACUUUGACCUUUUUUGACCUUUGAACCGUAAGCUCUUCUUCUCUGUGGAAAGCAUUGCCUCAGACUGACUGAGAGAGAACACAAAAGAAAGAGUGAAUGAACUUAAACUUCUUCCCAUUGUAUAUCUGUGUGUAUAUGCCAUGAUAAUAGAAAAACGUAAAGAAUUUGUAUGCUGCUAAGAAAACAAAGAACUAAACCUAUCAUUUGAAAACAAAAGCAAAAUGGCCGCCAUGUGGUUUUGCAUUUUACUUGUAACAGGCUUGUGAUGCAGGUGUUGUCUUGUUGUCAAUUCAUUUUAUGCAAUUACUUCACUGGAUAAAAGUCUACUGUGGUUGUGUCAAAACUUACAAAGCGUCUCACAUAUAUAUAUAUAUAUAUAUAUAUAUAUAUAU
Lampris incognitus (smalleye Pacific opah) is the source of this 2163-nucleotide messenger RNA. It is a transcript of the gene vegfab, whose product is annotated as vascular endothelial growth factor Ab. The record is from RefSeq and is a predicted model, not a curated record. Gene Ontology annotation, cellular component: membrane. Lineage: Eukaryota; Metazoa; Chordata; Actinopteri; Lampriformes; Lampridae. Gene Ontology annotation, molecular function: vascular endothelial growth factor receptor 1 binding; heparin binding; chemoattractant activity. The coding region runs from base 973 to 1710 and encodes 245 amino acids. The transcript is spliced from 8 exons. Gene Ontology annotation, biological process: positive regulation of endothelial cell proliferation; vascular endothelial growth factor receptor signaling pathway; response to hypoxia.